Messenger RNA from Meloidogyne enterolobii, 759 nucleotides. Lineage: Eukaryota; Metazoa; Nematoda; Chromadorea; Rhabditida; Meloidogynidae. The record is from the annotation of a GenBank genome assembly.
AUGGAUGCUUUAGUUGCUUAUGGAUCUGACAGUGAAAACAGUGAUUAUGGAGGGGAUGAAUUGAGAGAGAGAAGAAGAUCUAAAAGUGGAGGAAGGGAUAAUAAUGAAGUUAAACAAAAAGAAAUUGAUACAAGGAUGGAUGAUAUCGAUGAUGAUGGAAGUAAAGCACCUCGACAACAUGCUGCAGCUGAUAUAGAUAGUAGUGAUACAGAAUUUGACGGCCCUGCAAGAGAGGAUGGGGAAGAUUCUGAAGAUGAAAAUGAAGAUAUUAUGGAACAGGAAGAUGAGGGAAAUGAAACAGAAGAAUUUGUGUUAAGUGGAAUUCCAAAACAUUUACUUUCGGCAGACCCCCAAACUUCAAUAGCUGGGGCCUCAACACCGGGAGGGGCUGCUGGUUAUACCCCACGUGCACUCCCACCUGAAGAAGAAGCUGCUUUGUUGGCAGCUGAUGAAAAGCAAUUUACAGAUCAACAACAGGCAGCAAUUGGUGUUCAAGUACCUCCAUCACCCCCUGGGGGAUGUUCGCCUACUUUAAUGAGAAAAUUUGCCGGUUUUUUUGAAAGAAAAGAGCAUGGAUUAAAUAUGAAUGCAAUGAUUAAAGGCCGUCGGGAUUUUAAUAAUCCUUCACUUUAUGAAACUUUGGUAGAUACUUUUGGUAUUGACGAGAAAGGAACUAAUUUUUCAUCUGAAGUGUUUGACCCUAGAGCUUUUCGGCCAGAAGAUUUUUAUAUAGCUUUGGGUAGGUUUUUGAUAAAAUAA